Messenger RNA from Iphiclides podalirius (scarce swallowtail), 324 nucleotides. The record is from the annotation of a GenBank genome assembly. NCBI's taxonomy places the organism in Eukaryota, Metazoa, Arthropoda, Insecta, Lepidoptera, Papilionidae.
AUGUUAGAUGAGCCGCCGCUGUGCAGCCUCGGCAGAUUAACGGGAGGCGUUUGUUUGCCGAUAUCGACGUGGAAGCGUUUCGGCGAGUCGCAGCGCGGAAAUUUAUUGUGGUGCUCCGGGAGAUAUCUUCUUACGGGCUCAUUAAAAAGGAGACACGCCGUUCAUAAAUCAGGGGCGGGCGACGUCGGCGGCGUGGCGCGGUCGGCGCGGCCUCUUAUCGGCUACGAGCGUGCCGGCAAUAGGCGCUAUCCGGUUCCGUCGCCGCCGAGCCAGAGCCUCCUUUGUACCUUAGCCGCACUCCGCUCUCGCUACCCACCGACAGUG